This is a messenger RNA of Trichoderma gamsii, 2856 nucleotides long. RefSeq lists its product as hypothetical. Gene Ontology annotation, biological process: photoreactive repair. Gene Ontology annotation, molecular function: FAD binding; damaged DNA binding; deoxyribodipyrimidine photo-lyase activity. The transcript is spliced from 2 exons. The record is from RefSeq and is a predicted model, not a curated record. Lineage: Eukaryota; Fungi; Ascomycota; Sordariomycetes; Hypocreales; Hypocreaceae. The coding region runs from base 1 to 2856 and encodes 951 amino acids.
AUGCCUGGCGGAUCUAUCUUGAUUUAUCUGAUGAGGCGAGACCUCAGAACCGCCGACAACCCCAUCUUGUACAAGUUAUCCAGUACCGAGCAUGGUUUCACCCACCUGCUGCCAGUUUAUAUCCUGCCGCCCGAUCAGAUUGAAGUUUCUGGUCUCGUCAAAGAUGGCAAAAUGAGCCCAUACCCCCCCGCCAGGUAUGAUCUCUCGCAGCGUUGGAAGUGCGGCCAUCUCCGCGCAAAAUAUAUCGCAGAGUCCCUCUGGGACUUGAAGAGAAAUCUGGAGAAUCUGGGAAGCGGACUUGUCAUCCGUGUUGGUAGUUUUGACGAUAUUCUAAACGGCAUGAUCCAGCACUACGCCGCCAAUCAACAUGGCCCCCAGGUUACGGCUGUGUGGAUGACGGAGGACUAUGCGCCCGACCAACGGAGGGAGGAGCAAGCUGUGUCUGCAAUAUGUGAGGCACGCGGUAUCAGAUUCGAUCGCCUUCUCCAACUACCCGAGCCCAAGACUAGUAUCGACUGCUUGCCUGAUGCCUUUCAUCUCUUCUGGCGAGCCCUGAAUACCGAAGCUGAAAAACCUCUCGAUCCUUUCCCUGUCCCUGCACGCUUUUCUCUGCCUUCUUUCCCGGAUCACGCAUCGCUUCCUCCCCAAGAAUCCCCAUUUGAGAUUCCCGGUACACUCGAGGAACUCAUUCAGAAGAUGCAGAGUCCUGUGCACCUCCCGAUGGUCCAUCUGGAUAGACCCGAGCUUCGUGAUACUGCAAUACCGCAAGCGUUACUCGGUGGGGAAACACGUGGCCAGCAGCGAGUUGGCUACAUCAUCAAGAAAGGGAUUGUAUCGUCUUAUCAUCUCUUGUCGGACGAUGUCCAUGUGGGCGAUGCCUAUCACGGCCUUCUCUCCUAUCUAAGCCUUGGAUGCAUUACGGCGCGGCAAGUCCACCAAGAGCUUUUGAAGCUCGAAUGCGGCACGGACCCUGGUUUGGCUCAAACUCUGGGUUUCGGUAGAGGCUGUAGCGCUGGAACAGAAAGCAUCCGAUACCAUCUACUGGUGUUGAACUUUAUUCGCCUUAGCAUCGUCAAGCAUGGCAGCGAGUUGUAUAACCUCGAGGGUGCUGGGAUGGGCAAAAACCCACUCAAGACGUGGAAGUCAUCAGUCAUCCGAGACCUUGAUAGACCGGGUCAAGCUGUCGACAAUGUCGUCAGCAUGACCCAGUUCCUGAUGGGACUCACGGGCUUUGGCCUCGUCGACGCCAUUAUGCGACAGCUUUACAUUACAGGCCAAGUAACCGCUCGUGGUGAAGAGAUUGCAAUAGGUUUCUUCGCCUUGUAUGCGGGCUUCGACUGGCGCUACGGCGCAGAGUACGUGUCGUCGCUGUCCACUGUCCACGAUCCAUUUUUUUACUUCUAUAGCUCGCAAAACUAUGCGGGUGUUGGCCCCAGCUGUGAGGCCAAAGAUUCUAAUAUCUCUCUCGCCGAAAUAUCCCAGCAAGUCGACCCCGACGGCACCUUCAUUCGGGUGUGGAUGCCAGAGCUGCGAAACUUCCCGAGAACGAAGAACGUUUAUCGAGUGAGCACCACCGCAUCUUCGCUGUUGCAGCGGUAUAGACUGGCAUCCAGCAUCAUGGUAACUCAUGAAGUGCCAUCCGCUGCGGAAACUGGCCCUUUCACGGAGACCACCAAUGCGAGGAGAGAUCCGAUAGAGAAUAUUGCGGCUUUAGCUCGAAGAGAGGAUAGAUCUAUUCCAACGGAGUCUAUCAGAGGGCCCGGCGGGCUCGAAGAACUUGGGCCCAGACUCGGGUUUGGAGAUCGAAUUCAUCUUGAGGCGCCACUCGGGCUUGAAGAGCCAAACGAACUGCCUCAAGGACCACCUCCUAGCUCACGGGGCCCAUCUUUACCUUCUCGUUCGGGCCGUGGCGCGGCUAAGGCCCAGGUGGCUUCGACGACGGGUACACCUGCGCCACCAGCAGAAGCAACUGUCCGUUGGAACAGCAUGGCUCUUGAACAGAUCAAUCCGUUGGCCCUUCAUCCAGUAACGGCGCCGCCUCCUCCAGUACGGCUUCCACAGAUACUUCCAACUCAGUAUUCAUUUCGUCCAGUGCAUAUGUCGGUCUCCCAGCUAAGCAAUCAAAGCUACUAUACAACUUCGUUACCACCCCUACGUCCACAAUCUCGACUUUCUCUUCUGCCAGCUCCUGUUGAUGCAUACUUUCCGCCAUAUCGGCAGCAGACCCUAAGUGGGCGUUCGAGUCCAGCUCGUCAAUUGCCCUUUCUACCAGCAGCGCCAUCGCCGCCGCCGCCGCCAACUCUAUCUUCUGCAGUUCCCCACCUCUCCAAUACACCUCAGGUUCCACUCCCACAAGAGGAUACUCCGAGAGCUUCUAUUGAAGAUCAUCUGCCCCCGGCGACUAUGGUCCCACUUCGCCGAAGUCCUCGCAGGCUUCGACCAAGAAUUGCUGUGAUACCACAUCCGGCACUUGCAGGGUUUCUACCCGUUGUUGCCGAGCCGGAAAUUAUACGGUAUUAUACAGGACAGUUGAGGCAAACCAGGUUUCGGGGGAGUUCGAAUUAUACGUUUAUUGAUCUCCCUUUCCUCGACAGCAACCGGAUACAUAUUAUACCUUGUCCUCGUGGAGUUGUGCCGCUCCGAGGCGAUCCUGACCUUGGCAUCUUCCGCGAACCACUUGCUUCUGUCCCGGAGGAUGUUGAUUUGGAAGCCCUCGAUGAGCUCAUAGACGAGGUAGAUGACGAUGAAGUUGCUGUUCACGGUCCUCGUAUUUGGCAUAGCCGUAGAGGCUCGCUAAAUUUGCGCCCCUAUCGUGGGCGGCGUCAACCUUCUCGGUUCAACUCUCGUUAUCGUUGA